UUAUUUUUUCUGUUUGUCUUGAUGGAACAUGUUUGGGCGUACGAGGCAGUUCCCGAGAUUGGGAAGCGUUUUGGCCAGAGAGUUGGGGAACAAAUGCCACGAUUGCUUAGGUGGUCCGCACGAAAACAACCACAGCAUCGUACGUACGAUGCAUUCUUCAAGAACGUGUGGUUGCAUGUGUAUGCCACACUUCGUCCCACCGACGCUGAGGCGGAACAGCAGUAUUUCUCCACUCUCGUGCCGUACGAUGAUCCUCCGGUGCCUGUGCUGGAUAAGAUUGCCAGGAACGUUGUGGGGCCGCAGUUUAAUGCAUCACACGGAGGUAGUGGAAGUGGGGGCCAGUUGGUGAGGCAGGAAUCCGAUGACGGAGUCUCGAGCAGAGGAGGUGGUGAGGAUGACAUGUCUGGAGAUGAAGGUGCCGAUGCCGAGGAGAGUGGCGAGGGCGCCAGUGAGCGAUCCAGCGUCGGUGCGGAUACUUGUAGAGGGCAGACCGGUGCGUCUUCCACACCUCCAGCGACCGACGUAUCUUCUCCAGUGCGAGGGCCGACGAUGGAGACACGGCCAGUUGGCACAUCCGGAUCAGGCGUCACCAAAGAGGAGGUGGAAGAGAUGUUGUUCGACCAAAGAAUUCUCUUUGAAAUGCGACUCCGCACCGUCAAGCUUGAAAUCGAACAGCACGUGACAUUCGAAUGUAAAAAACUCCGAGCUUUCUUUGCAACCCUCGUGGCCCCACCUGCUCCGACCCCCGUUCCAGCCGCGAUGCCCGCCGAUACCGAGGGUGGCGUUUCAGGUAGCAUUCCGCAAGAUAUGAAUGUUCAAUACAUAAACCGUUUGGUUUAUAAUUUUCACCCAUGUUUGACAGUAGCACAUGCACCUGUAGCUAACAUUUUUUCCAUACGACGAUUGCGAGUUAGAAAUACGUGGAGGAGAAAUGGAGCAUUCCCCAGACGAGCAAGACAUGCGAGCAGAUACAGGAACUGCACAUGUACAAGAUGGAGAAGACAUCGCGGCUCGACCGGACAACGUACACGACCCACUGCCCGUAGCAACCGACGAACAGAUAGGUGGAGGACAGAUGGAGCCGAUAUUUGCCGUCCCGGAUUUGAACGAUGGAGGAGCCAUGGAGCCCUCACAUACGGGCCCGAGCAACGAUGCCGACUUACAGGGUUGCGAUGUUACGGAUGGUGAUGGCGAUCUCGCUGAAGUCCCUGUUCCCGCCAGUGUAGCCGAACCAGGACACGGAGUUCAUACGACGAGUCGGCGCUAGGCACGGGUGCGACGUCCAGCUCGUGCGGCCAAGACUCCAUAUACAAGGGCGGCGAAGCGAACGAAGAAGUAAAAGGGAUGUGAACUGUGGGGACAGCACGACGGUGGUGUUGUAGUUGGUAAUACCCUGUCAGCGAUUUCGUGAAGGUGGUGACGGAUGUUAACAUGUUGGAUAAAUAACUUUUGUUUGAAUUCGUUUUACAUUACAUUUUCAUUACUCUUGCGUACCAUGGUGAUACGUGGACAGAUUCCUCAUAUUUUAUUUUGUUUGGCUGAUCGCUAGUUGUAGUGUUUAUGAAUUGUGUCUGGUAUUUUACCUUUGUCGAUUCUAUCAAUCAGGUUCGUUUUGUUGUUCGGUAUAUGUUUUUUUUGGACAUAUUGUGUGCGCUUAUUUUCUCUUGGAGGAGGGGAACAUGCGUAUGCAACAUGCCAAUUUCCCGAAAUGCUUUGUAACUACUGUUUUCUUGAUAUUGUUGAUAUUCGAUCCAA
Messenger RNA from Olea europaea var. sylvestris, 1755 nucleotides. RefSeq lists its product as uncharacterized. NCBI's taxonomy places the organism in Eukaryota, Viridiplantae, Streptophyta, Magnoliopsida, Lamiales, Oleaceae. The record is from RefSeq and is a predicted model, not a curated record. Bases 22 to 1188 code for a protein of 388 amino acids. The transcript is spliced from 6 exons.